AACUAUGUCGGUUCAGUGUACAACCACAUCAUCAUACAUAUAAAUAGAUAAAACCCUAAAACUAAUCUAGUGCUUCAUUCUGCACUUUUCCUCAAUUGUGAAAACCGUUAGUUAUUCUUUCCCAAUUUUCUCACCAAUGGCAGGUCAAAGAACUUCUUACGGAAACAAACGUUCUCACUCACACAACGACGACGGUGGCGGCGUUGGCGGCAGCAAUAACAAAAACAGACGCCGUAACCCUGGCGGCGAUGAAUCACGUGACACUUUCCAAAUCACACAAGACGACACCGUUUAUCGUUAUCUUUGUCCAGUUCGCAAGAUCGGAAGUAUAAUUGGUCGUGGUGGUGAAAUCGUUAAACAGCUUCGUGCUGAUACAAAAGCUAAGAUCCGAAUCGGUGAAACUGUUAAUGGUUGUGAUGAACGUGUUGUUACGAUCUAUAGUGUUUCUGAUGAAUCUAAUGAUUUUGAAGAUUCAGGUGAGUUUGUUUGUCCUGCUCAUGAUGCACUUAUUAGGAUUCAUCAGAGAGUUAUUGCUGAAGAUUUGCGUGGUGGUGGUGGUGGUGGUGGUGGUGGUGAAGAGGAUGAUGAAGAUGAAGUUAUGGAGAAAGUUGAUGGUGGGGAUGUUGUUACGGCGAAAUUGCUUGUUCCUUCUGAUCAGAUUGGUUGUGUGAUCGGUAAAGGUGGACAGAUUGUUCAGAAUAUUAGAAGUGAAACUGGUGCUCAGAUUAGGAUUCUUAAAGAUGAACGUUUGCCUCUUUGUGCUUUGAAUUCUGAUGAACUUGUUCAGAUUACUGGUGAGAUUGCUGUUGUGAAGAAGGCUCUGGUUCAGAUUGCAUCAAGGCUUCAUGACAACCCUUCACGUACUCAGCAUUUGCUUGCUUCUGCGGUUGCUGGGGGAUAUACUGCUGGUGGUUCAAUGGGGGGUCCUCCUGGCGGGGCUCCAAUUAUGGGGAUGGCUCCUCUUGGUGGUUAUGGGGGGUAUAAAGGUGAUGUUGGAGACUGGCCACGGGGCAUGUAUUCAGGUUCAAGGGAUGAAGCUUCUGUCAAGGAGUUUUCAGUCCGAUUUGUUUGUCCAACUGCUAACAUUGGAGGUGUGAUAGGUAAGGGCGGUGGUAUUAUAAAUCAAAUUAGGCAGGACUCUGGGGCGAAUAUCAAGGUUGAUAGUUCGGCAACUGAAGGAGAUGACUGCUUAAUAUCCAUUUCUACAAGAGAGUUCUUUGAGGAUUCUUUCUCUCCAACAAUAGAAGCAGCUGUGCGUUUGCAACCCCGAUGCAGUGAGAAAGUUGAAAGAGAUUCUGGGAUUCUCUCUUUCACUAGCCGGUUACUGGUGUCAAGCUCUCGAAUUGGGUGCCUUAUUGGCAAAGGAGGAACAAUCAUUACUGAAAUGAGAAGGCUUACAAAAGCUAACAUCCGCAUCCUAUCAAAGGAAGAUCUUCCUAAAAUUGCAACGGAAGAUGAUGAAAUGGUGCAGAUUUCGGGGGAACUAGAUAUUGCCAAGGACGCUCUUGUGCAAGUACUUACACGGCUGAGAGCAAAUCUUUUUGAUAAGGAACGCUCUGUCUCAUCCUACCUUCCACCAGUACUUCCAUAUCUUCCUGCUUCACCAGAAGGACCAGAUGGUUUUAACUAUGAAGGUAGAGAUGGAAGACGACAUGUACGUGACCAUUCUUAUUCAGAUGGCUAUGGAGGCUCUAGUGAUUUGAUGCCUGGCGACAGUUAUGGAAACUAUGGAAGUUCACAGCUUGGUCGAGGUGGUCCUUAUGGAGCUUAUGGAAGUUAUGCUACAGGACGGACUAGUACUUCUGGAUUACCGGACAGACUGUCUGAGAGAUUGUCUAGUCACAAUGGUGUUUCUCGGAGGAGAAACCAUGGUUACUAAAACUUGGUGGGUCCCUGCAGCUGAGUUAUGUGAAGCCCUGAAGCCUACUGCCUAAACUGGAAGACCAGAUGAACCACGGUUUGACAAACUCAUGGCCCACCUUGACGCCUCUACCUAGGGACUGACAAACUCAUGGCCAACCUUGUUGCCUCUAUCUUGAGGACCAAACAUGCGGAGACUAUUGAAUUUGACCAAGUCCAUUUUACCUUAUUUCCCAAGCUCGAUAACAUGUACUCCCAAGACCUAUAAAAAUAGCUUGCCUCUGUGGCUCGGCUUUUUAUUCCUCGUUGGUUGUCUUUAGAUCUAAAACACCAUGUAGCGAUGAUCCUUUCCCAGUUGUAUACCUGUAUUAUUAUUUAUUUUUUUGGUUAUGUUUUCUUGAUAAUUCAUAGUUACUUGCGGUUUGAACUCUCUGCCUUUGAACUUAAUUUAAUGAUGUUGCAUCCUGGUAAGUUGACCUUACAGUCUUA
Molecule: messenger RNA, 2349 nt
Organism: Trifolium pratense (red clover)
Lineage: Eukaryota; Viridiplantae; Streptophyta; Magnoliopsida; Fabales; Fabaceae
Product: KH domain-containing protein HEN4-like
Exons: 7
Coding region: 137-1879 (580 amino acids)
Biological process (GO): regulation of gene expression
Cellular component (GO): nucleus; cytoplasm
Molecular function (GO): mRNA binding
Source: RefSeq, a predicted model, not a curated record